Micropterus salmoides (largemouth bass) is the source of this 3738-nucleotide messenger RNA. It is a transcript of the gene lbr, whose product is annotated as lamin B receptor. NCBI's taxonomy places the organism in Eukaryota, Metazoa, Chordata, Actinopteri, Centrarchiformes, Centrarchidae. Gene Ontology annotation, cellular component: nuclear inner membrane. The coding region runs from base 153 to 2036 and encodes 627 amino acids. Gene Ontology annotation, biological process: sterol biosynthetic process. Gene Ontology annotation, molecular function: oxidoreductase activity, acting on the CH-CH group of donors, NAD or NADP as acceptor. The record is from RefSeq and is a predicted model, not a curated record. The transcript is spliced from 14 exons.
UUCGCCCAGAAAGGGAGGGAGAACGAGCUAUACGUCAAACGUUAACAAAGUCCGUUGUUAAAAUAUAAAGCUUAAUUUUAUUAUUUCCUUGUUUUUUUUGGAAUAUCCUUUCAGUUUUACUCUCUGGAAUUAUUUGCCUAUUUUUAAGGUCAAUGAAGAUGCCUACUGUGAAGUAUCAGAGAGGGGACAUGGUGAUGGGCCGCUGGCCUGGCAGCAGCCUGUAUUAUCAAGUGAAGGUGCUGGGCUUUGAUGCCAAAAGUCAGCUUUACACUGUCAUCUACAAGGAUGGUACUGAGCUGGAGCUCAAGGAGCAGGACAUCAAGAGUGCUGCUGGUUUCCAGAGCCGUGCCCGCUCCCGCUCCCGUUCUCGAUCACCAGGCCGCCGUCGCAGCCGGUCACGCUCUCCAGCGAGGACCACACGGCGCUCGUCCUCCCGCACAGCGGCAGCAGUGGCAGCUGCAGCAAUAACAGAGAGCGCACCGUCUUCCCGCAGGGAUUCAGACUUGAAGGAUGCGGUAGAAGUCAGGCUCAGUCCCCUGCAACAGACAAAGGCAGCAGAGAACAAUAGCAACAAUAAGCCUGAAAAGAAAGAGGAGAAACAAAAAGAGGACAAUAACACUGCUAACAAAGUAAAUGAGUCCGAGGCUACGGUAGAGGCAGAACCUGAGAAGAACCAAGGCCGUUACAAUCUGCGCCGCAGAAAGGACGAUGGAGAUGCCAAAGCUGUUGAGGCCAAACCAGAGAAGCUGGAAGAGAAGAAUGCCAAGCUGGCAGCAGCUCCUGCUGUCUCCCUCUCCACCCCACUUGACUUUGGAGGGAAGAUGGGAGCAUACUUCUGGCUUCUCUUCCUGCCAGCCUGGGUUCUCUUCCUGGUACUCCAAGUCAAACUGGAGGACCCCAGCCUGGCCAACUUCCCUCCUCCUCUGCCCCCUCUUGAAGCCUUCUGGGAUUCCCAGGCUCUUGGCUUUGUCAUCCUGUGGAUCUUAUUCCAGGCCCUGCUGUACAUCCUGCCAGUUGGAAGGCUGAGCGAGGGCAUGCCACUGAGGUCUGGGGAGAAGCUGCAGUACAGAACAAAUGGUUUCUUUGCCAUUGUGGUGAGUUCUGUAGCUGUAGCGGCAGCGGUGCACCAGGGCAUUGACCUCACCUACAUCCACAGCCACUUCCUGCAGCUGGCUGUGGCCUCCUUCCUCAUCUCUGUCCUGCUCAGUGUCUACCUGUAUAUGCGCUCCCGCUACGCUGCCCCAGAGCAGCUGGCACUUGGGGGAAACUCUGGCAAUGUGGGUUAUGACUUUUUCAAAGGACGUGAGCUCAAUCCCCGCAUCAGAGACUUUGAUUUGAAAUUCUUCUGUGAGAUGCGCCCUGGUUUGAUUGGCUGGUGUUUUAUCAACUUUGCAAUGGCCCUGGCUGAGAUGAAGCGGCAGAGUCUGGAUGCUCCCUCUUACUCCAUGAUCCUUGUGAACCUCUUCCAGCUUCUCUACGUCAUGGACGGCCUCUGGAAUGAGGAGGCCAUUCUGACCACCAUGGACUUGAUGCACGAUGGUUUUGGCUUCAUGUUGGCUUUUGGGGAUCUGGUGUGGGUGCCCUUUACUUACACCCUGCAGGCCUAUUACCUGGUCAGCCACCCCAACCCCCUGAGUCUCCCUGCCCUCGCAGCCAUCAUCACACUCAAACUCGUUGGCUUCUACAUCUUCAGGAAAUCCAACUCUGAGAAGAACGCCUUCAGAAGAAACCCGUCAGACCCCAAACUGUGUCAUCUGAAGACUAUUCCCACAGCUACAGGGAAGAGUCUGCUGGUGUCCGGCUGGUGGGGUGUGGUCCGCCACCCUAACUACCUGGGAGACCUUAUCAUGGCUCUGGCCUGGUCCCUACCCUGCGGCUUCAGCCACCUCUUGCCGUGGUACUACAUGAUCUAUUUCAUCAUUCUGCUCGUGCACCGAGACUCUCGAGACAUGAGCGAGUGCAGGAGGAAGUACGGCUCGGCGUGGGACGAGUACUGCCGAACUGUUCGCUACCGGAUCAUCCCCCGUGUCUACUGAGGAACCAGUCGCUGGACACUGCCCAGCUGAGGCCGCUUUGACCCAAUAUUAUAGCUGUGACAGCUCACCAAAAAAAAAUCCACAUAUGAAUGGAUUGACUGACUGAUUAGAUUUUUUGCUUUGUUUUUUGUUGUUUUUAAACCAAGAACUUUUUAAAUCCUGAUUCUGGACUGAAGGCGCUAUAGUGCUUAGAAUUUUCUCAUUGGUAUUAUGGACUAUUUGAAGAAUUGCCUUUUUAAUAGAAAAUACUCAAAAAUAAAUACUUUUAAAAGUUUACAAAAUAGGGGGGAUGCCUCUGCUAGGAAUGUCUUGUUUGGAUGUAUAUUUUUGUAUAUACACAUUUGUUUUUAUACUUACAGAACAACUCGCCACUUGCAUAUUUUUUGGUAAGUUUUACUCUUUACUCCAUAUUCAAAAUGUUACAAUAUCAGCUUGGCUAUUAUGAAGAAUUUUGUAAGUAUACCUUCCUACUAUAAUUAAACUGCUUGUGUAUAUUGUGAAGGGUGGGAUUAAAAAUGCUACUUACUUUUUAAAUUAGCUGUACAGUGGAACUAGGACUCAUGUUCUUUCUCAGGACCCGGGAUAUUGUCAGAAAGUUGAAUUAGACAUGUUUUGUCUUAUUAAUUUUGUUGUGUAUAAUUUUAUAUCGAUAUCUAGUUUUGACUUGAGAGUGUAAAAUGACUUUGGAGGUUUCAAGAAAAAUGCACUAAUGCAUUAUGGCUUUAUUUUUUCCUUACAUUAUCAAUUCCAAAGUGUAUUUGAUUUGGCUUUGCUACCUCAGGUUUACCCACUAUCCAGUCCUUCCUCCUAAGUAAGGAAAAUGAGUUAGACUUGUUUUCAUUUCAACAAAAACAUAAGUAUCUGUUAUGAACGAGCCCAUCCACAUCACACAGGUCAAGCCUUUGAAUGGAAUUCCGGACUACUUUUAUUUCCUGCAUUUUGAUUGUACAGAUGAAACCAUCUGUAUGUGUCCUGCUAGUUUCUAAAGCAUAUUCUAUUUUAUGACCUGGUUAAUUUGAUAACACUGCCACAUGAAUUUGGUUUGAACCUCUUUGAACUUUAACAUGCUAGGCCAAAUGACUGGCAAUUUAUAUGAAGUUUAUACUGUGACAAUGUGCAGAGCUCUUGCCUGUGUUAGCAUUUAUCACUGGUGCAUUUGCAAACCCAAAAAAGUAUUUUUAUGCAUGUGCAGCUGUAGAGGACACACGUAGCAAUACAUUAACUAGACUAGGUAGCAUUUUCUAUGCUGUGCUGACUGAAUACCAUGUAAAUAUCAUUUUGUUGUUUUAUUUGUAUCAUGUAUUUUGAGCAAAAGAGGUGACUAGUGAUAAUAGGAAUGUUUCUCGAUAGAUAUUUAAUGUUGCUUUUUAUUUGUUUUUGUUUCUUAUAAGUUAACUACCUAAUUUUGACCACUGUAUGUUUCCACCUAGAUCUGCCAUGAUUCAGAAUAUGUUAAAACAAAUGGAAAAUGGUGUGCUACAUUCUUUACCUAUUGGGAGACAAAACAUGUUUGAAACCAGCCUGUAUGCCCCAAGACACCUUUUGGUGAUUAUGUUUAUUUUCCUUGCUUAAUAUUAUGUUCUUCUCUCCUUGGAUUGUUCUGAGUGGAUAUGACCACUAUGAAUGAGAAGUCCAGUGUCUGGAAAAAGCUAAUCUGUACAAAUGUAACGGCCUAAAAUAAAGAUUUACAGUAUUUCCUUUU